UGCGCGGGGCCGACUGCGCGCGCUCCCGUGGGCCGCCGGGUCCUGCUGCGCAUGCUCGGCGCCCACCGCCCGUCUGGGACCCCGCGCACCCGAGCGUCUGCAGUUCGACGCUGCACCCCAGCUUGGGCAACCCGCGCCCGGCCAUGACGGCUCAUUCCUUCGCCCUCCCGGUCAUCAUCUUCACCACGUUCUGGGGUCUCAUCGGCAUCGCCGGGCCCUGGUUCGUGCCCAAAGGACCCAACCGCGGAGUGAUCAUCACCAUGCUGGUGGCCACCGCGGUCUGCUGUUACCUCUUCUGGCUCAUCACUAUCCUGGCCCAGCUGAACCCCCUUUUCGGGCCGCAGCUGAAGAAUGAGACCAUCUGGUACGUCCGCUUCCUGUGGGAGUGACCACUGCCGCUUCGGCCGCAGGUGCCCCAGCUCCCUGGAUGACUUUGGCUGUCCUGUCCCCGACGACCCCUUUGUCCCCACCCUCACAGCUGUAUCUGGGUCCCUCCCUGGCUUCCUCCCCCAGGACCUGCCUGGUUCUAGCAGUUCCUGCCUUCUCCAUCCGGUCUGGGCCUCGGGAAGCCCGGAGCUGAGUCAGGCUGGAACAGAAGAUACCAGCCCUCAGACUCCCCCUGCUCCUCCCGAGGAGACCUUGGGCAGGAGCUGAUGGGGGUGGGACUUGCCUUUUACCAGCGAGACAGCCUGUCCUGUGGAGAAGCGGUGUCCAGCCCGGGAUGCGCCAAGCCCAGGUCGGGCUGGACCAGGGAGAAAGCCCCGGACGGGGAGUCUGCUGGUUCCCAUCAGCUCUGCCAUGGUCCUGUUGUGCGACCCCGGGUAGCAUCUCUGCCUCCGGGGGCCUCCUUGUCUGUGACACGGAGAGACCCGAUCGGGGUGUCACAAAGUCCUUUCCUGGAAUUCUUUAAUUUUCAGACACAGAUAGAUGUGAAAUUUCUUAAAAAGUUGAAGUAACGGAAAAAACACUCACACGCAAAAAGCAGCAUAGUGAUUUGGAUCAGAAUUGAAACCAGUAUGUUUAGGAUUCUUUAUCGUCCUAAAGUCACUAAAAUGGGCUUGCUACAAAAGUUCUAUCUCCUUAGAAUAUCCUCUCCCCCCUGUCUCCGUCCCUCCUCUGCGGGGAAGCUCCGUGCUGUCUGGAGCUGUCUGAGCCCGGCCCCAGGCCUGGAGUCCCUCACUGGAUGGCAGGGGAGUGGGUCUCAGAGCCCCCUCCCGCCAGUGGCAGCAACUAGGUCGCCUGGAGUCAGAGAGGCUGAAGAGAAACAGGCGUGGGUGAGCUUUGGGUGCCCCUGUGGCCCUCUGGGCCCGUCCUGGCCCCGAGGCCUGCACCAGACCUGUCUGCCCCAGAGUGGCCUGGGCUCUGCGCUGGGAAGGGGAGGGUGGCGGAGCGCCAGCGGACGAGGUCUGGAAGGCAGAACGUGCAGGCACCAGACCAGAGGGAACCCAGGACCCCCACCUGUGCCCUCCUCCCAGGAAAUUUGCAGCUGAGAACUCAGGCACCCCGCACCCCCCAGCCCUGCCGCAUUGCCCCCCGGAGGAAGACGCCAAUCUUGAAUAUUUAUUGACUGUAUUUAUGUGAUGCGCGUUCCGUUUAGUGGGCAUUAUCUUUGGAACAGUGGUCAGUUGCGAUGCGUCUCACAUAAAUUUCUUGGUUCUGG
Molecule: messenger RNA, 1660 nt
Organism: Mustela lutreola (European mink)
Lineage: Eukaryota; Metazoa; Chordata; Mammalia; Carnivora; Mustelidae
Gene: ATP6V0E2
Product: ATPase H+ transporting V0 subunit e2
Exons: 4
Coding region: 144-389 (81 amino acids)
Biological process (GO): proton transmembrane transport
Cellular component (GO): proton-transporting V-type ATPase, V0 domain
Molecular function (GO): proton-transporting ATPase activity, rotational mechanism
Source: RefSeq, a predicted model, not a curated record